Sphenostylis stenocarpa is the source of this 261-nucleotide messenger RNA. NCBI's taxonomy places the organism in Eukaryota, Viridiplantae, Streptophyta, Magnoliopsida, Fabales, Fabaceae. The record is from the annotation of a GenBank genome assembly.
AUGAAAAAACUAUAUGGAAUAGCUACUGAUUUAGUGAUCGAAAUUUUGCGACGCAAACUAUUGGUCGCUAUUCGAUCGCUAAAUAAAAAAGUGAAACCAAAUCAUAUUUCGGUGGCUAAAUCGAUCGCUAAUUGCGACCGAAUUAAAGUGGUUGCUAAAUUGGUUGCUAAUUGCGACCGAAUUAAAUCGAAAGAAGUAACAGGAAAAACUAAUCUUCAUUCUUAUUUGUGUUCCUCAGAAGACUCCAGAGUGCAGAAGUAG